CGAGAAGCCUGUGGUGCUCCGCGUGGAAGCGCCUCGCGGGGGCUGGGCGGGGGGGACGCGCGCCGAGGAGGCCUGGACCGCAGAGUGGGGGGUCUUCCUCCCCCCGCCCCCCGCCCCCCGCCCCGCCAGCGGGCCUUGGCGUCCGACCUGGAGCGGGGCCGCGCCUAGCGUGAGUCCCGGCCUUCGCCCGCGGGGACCGGGGCCAAGCGCCCGCAGCCCGGCGUCGCGGGAGCUCUGAGAGCCAAGUUCGCGGCGGGGAGGCGGCCUCGGGCGCGCCGGCUGCUCGGGGGGGGGGGGGCGGACGCGCAGAUGGCCACUCAGGUGGAGCCGCUGCUGCCGGGGGGCGCCCCGCUCCUGCAGGCCGAGGAGCACGGGGGCCUGGUGAGGAAGAAGCCGCCGGUGCCGGCGCCCGAGGGCAAAGGAGAGCCCGGGGCCAACGACGUCGGCGGGGGCGAGCCGGACGCCGGCGCCCGAAGACCGCGGCCGCCCUGCGCCAAGCACCCCCGGGAGGCCGGUGGGCCUCCGGGUCGCGAGAGCCCGGCCGGCAGCGACGGCGAGGAGGGCAGCGGCGAGCCGGGCGGAGGGGCGCCGGGCGCGGCGCGCCGGGACUUCGUGGAGGCCCCCCCGCCCAAGGUGAACCCGUGGACCAAGAACACGCUGCCGCCCGGCCUGGCCGCGGUGAACGGACAGUCGCCUCCAGAACAUUCUGCUCCAGCCAAGGUGGUAAGGGCAGCAGUUCCUAAACAGCGUAAGGGCAGUAAGGUUGGUGACUUUGGAGAUGCCAUCAACUGGCCCACACCUGGAGAGAUAGCCCACAAGAGUGUACAGCCACAGUCCCACAGGACUCAACCUGCUCGAAAGCUGCCUCUGAAAAAAGACAUGAAGGAACAGGAGAAAGGAGAGGGGAGUGAUAGUAAAGAGAGCCCGAAAACGAAGUCGGAUGAAUCUGGGGAGGAGAAGAAUGGGGACGAGGACUGCCAGCGAGGGGUGCAGAAGAAGAAAGGGAACAAACACAAGUGGGUUCCAUUGCAAAUAGACAUGAAGCCUGAAGUGCCCAGAGAGAAGCUGGUCCCACGCCCUGUUCGUCCCCCAGAGCCUCGACACACUCCUGUUGGCCGAGGGGAGAUCAAAGGCUCUGAACCUGCUGCCUAUGUGCCCACUCCUGUGGCACCCCCGGCCCCAGCCUGGCAACCAGAGACCAAAUCUGAGCCUGCCUGGCAUGACCAGGACGAGACGUCGAGUGUGAAGAGUGAUGGAGCUGGUGGGGCACGGGCUUCCUUCCGAGGCCGGGGACGGGGCCGUGGUCGUGGACGAGGACGUGGCCGGGGAGGUGCUCGAACCCAUUUUGACUACCAGUUUGGCUACCGAAAGUUCGAUGGUGCAGAGGGGCCUCGUACUCCCAAGUACAUGAACAACAUCACCUACUAUUUCGACAAUGUCAGCAGUACGGAGCUUUACAGCGUGGACCAGGAGCUGCUUAAAGACUACAUCAAACGCCAGAUUGAAUAUUACUUCAGUGUGGACAACUUAGAGCGAGACUUCUUCCUGCGGCGGAAAAUGGAUGCAGAUGGUUUCCUCCCCAUCACUCUGAUUGCUUCUUUCCACCGUGUACAGGCCCUUACUACUGACAUUUCACUCAUCUUUGCGGCUCUCAAGGAUAGCAAAGUGGUAGAGAUAGUGGAUGAGAAAGUCCGCAGAAGAGAGGAGCCAGAGAAAUGGCCUCUUCCUGGCCCCCCAAUAGUAGAUUACUCCCAGACUGAUUUCUCCCAGCUUCUGAACUGCCCUGAGUUUGUGCCCCGCCAGCACUUCGAGAAGGAAACAGAGUCAGCGCCUGGCUCUCCCCGUGCAGUCACCCCAGUACCAACCAAACCAGAGGAGGUCAGCAACCUUAAGACACUGCCCAAAGGCCUGUCUGCCAGCCUACCCGACUUGGAUUCUGAAAACUGGAUUGAAGUGAAGAAGCGCCCCCGACCCUCCCCAGCACGGCCCAAGAAGUCUGAGGAACCUAGGUUCCUUCACCCAAGCUCCUUACCACAGCAGCUGCCCUCUCAGCAGCCACCGUCCAAGGAUCAGGAUGAGCAGGAAGAGCUGGACUUCCUAUUUGAUGAGGAAAUGGAGCAAAUGGACGGACGGAAGAAUACCUUCACCGCUUGGUCUGAUGAGGACUCUGACUAUGAGAUUGAUGACCGGGAUGUCAACAAGAUCCUCAUUGUCACCCAGACACCACCAUACAUGCGCCGGCACCCAGGCGGGGAUCGUACAGGCAACCACACCUCGCGUGCAAAGAUGAGCGCUGAGCUGGCCAAGGUCAUUAAUGAUGGGCUCUUCUACUAUGAGCAAGACCUGUGGACUGAGAAGUUUGAGCCUGAAUAUUCUCAGAUCAAGCAAGAAGUUGAGAACUUCAAGAAAGUCAACAUGAUAAGCCGAGAACAGUUUGACACGCUAACCCCAGAGCCCCCCGUGGAUCCCAACCAGGAGGUCCCACCUGGACCACCCCGCUUCCAGCAAGUUCCCACUGAUGCCCUGGCCAACAAGUUGUUUGGUGCUCCUGAGCCCUCUACCAUUGCACGCUCUCUACCCACCACUGUCCCGGAGUCACCAAACUACCGCAAUGCCCGGACCCCCCGGACCCCUAGGACUCCGCAGCUCAAAGACUCAAGCCAGACACCACGGUUUUACCCAGUAGUGAAGGAAGGACGGACGCUAGAUGCCAAGAUGCCUCGAAAAAGAAAGACAAGACACAGCUCCAACCCACCCUUGGAGAGUCAUGUGGGCUGGGUGAUGGACUCCCGAGAACACAGGCCCCGGACAGCCUCCAUUAGCUCUAGCCCCUCUGAAGGGACACCUGCAGUUGGCAGCUAUGGGUGUACCCCUCAGUCUUUGCCCAAGUUCCAGCAUCCUUCCCAUGAGCUGCUCAAGGAGAACGGCUUCACGCAACAUGUCUACCACAAGUAUCGUAGGCGCUGCCUUAAUGAACGAAAACGCUUGGGCAUCGGCCAGUCUCAGGAGAUGAACACUCUCUUUCGCUUCUGGUCGUUCUUCCUCCGAGAUCACUUCAACAAGAAGAUGUAUGAAGAGUUCAAGCAGUUGGCUCUGGAGGAUGCCAAAGAAGGCUACCGAUACGGUUUGGAGUGCCUUUUUCGAUACUACAGUUAUGGCCUGGAAAAGAAGUUCCGGCUAGACAUAUUCAAGGAUUUUCAGGAAGAAACCAUGAAAGACUAUGAAGCUGGCCAACUCUAUGGGCUAGAGAAGUUCUGGGCCUUCUUGAAAUAUUCCAAAGCCAAAAACUUGGAUAUUGACCCCAAACUUCAAGAAUACCUCGGAAAAUUCCGACGUCUUGAAGAUUUCCGAGUGGAUCCCCCCAUGGGUGAGGAGGGAAACCACAAGCGACACCCGGUGACAGCAGGAGGUGGCGGCAGUGAGGGCAGGAAGCGGUGCCCUUCCCAGUCUUCUAGCAGGCCCACCACCAUCUUCAGCCAACCCCCUACACCACCCACCAGCCAGCCUGUCCGGGAAGAUGCCAAAUGGACAAGCCAGCACUCGGACACACAGACUUUGGGAAAGUGAAACACCCCUUAAGCUCUCGGGUUUGGGGAGAUGGGAGGAAGGUUAGGGUGGGUGAUAGUCCAUGGGGGUGCUCAGUCCCAGCAGAGGGGGAGAUAAGGGACAGGCCUGGAGUCCUUGGGGCGGGCCUUCGCGCAAAGUAGCAGUGUGUGCACCAUUUGGGCUUUUAGAGGUCCCUUUGGGUCGGAGCCUCCACACCCCCUCCUUCCUCUAUUCAUGACUCUCCUUUACAUCCUGGCUGCUUCAGGGGGUGGGGUGGGGUAGGGUGGGGUGGGGGGAGAUUUUUAUAUAUAUAUAUAUAUAUAUACAUACAUAUAUAUAUAUCAAGUUUUAAAUUAUUGAUAGUUUGUCUGGAUUACCAAAAUCACUCUGCAGCCCUGUCUGCGGCUAGGUGGCCGCAACCCUGUUCCCCACCCAUGACCUCUUUUUCUUCCCCUUGAACCAACUAUGCAGCCCACAAGAAGGCCCUGUGGGCCCCACUGCCCAGCACUGUCCCCUGAGAAGUAUCUGCCAGUGCCCUGGGCCCAGAAGCACCAGUCCCUGAUCAUCAGGGCGUGCAUCACUGAAUUCUCUCCCUGCUGUCCCUCCAUGCCCUUCUGCCAUCUUCUGGGAGAAGGUAACCAAAGGAUCUAAUAGCUGGGGUUGGAGAUAGGCUUUGGCCUUUCUCACCUCCUCUCCCCAUACCCCUCAGUCCCCAGCCCAGAGAGACGCUGCUCAUACCAGAAAAGACUAUUGAAAGAUGAUUUAUUUUAUUUUUCUCUGACCUUUCCAACCUUGUAAAAACAGAAAAGGGAAAAAAAAAAAAAAGAAAGAAAGAAAAUCAACUGUAAAAGACCAAAAAAAAAAAAAAAAAUCAGAAAACCCCCACCUAAUUCACAGAAGUGAUGUCUUUUUCCUGCCCUUGGAAUUUUUUUUGUUUGUUUGUUUGUUUUGUUCUUGGAAAUAAUAUUUUUUUAAAAGUUGCCUUAUGUGGAGCGGGAAUCAAAUACCCAAAUGCCUGUUUUCCUGGCUGGCGCCACCUCACAACUCCGCCUUCUCUGGACGUGCCUGGACUGGAUGGCUAGACUUUGUCUGGACUGAGUUGCAUGUACAGCCCCAUCCCCACCCCCUGCCUAGAGGCAAGAAAGUUGGGACGGCCCAAGUCAGGCCCGAAUCCCCUGCUGUUGCAUCGUAUGAGCUGACGUCCUGUGUCUGUACUCUGCUGCCACUGUCGUGCCCUCACUCUGCUUGCUGUUGCCUCGCGCCAGGCCUGUCCUGCCGUGACCCCUUCGUUCUGCCCUGGGAGCCCCACAUGCCAUGUUUGCUUCAGACUGUUGGAGAAGAAUGUUGGCUGGAUCUAGGACUUGCUUGUCUCAGCUUGGCUGUCCCCACCACCUCGGGGCGGUUGGGCAGCUGAGCCUUGAACUGCUUCGCACAUUGCCCCGAAAGAUCUGAGCCUUCAAGGAGCUCUGCCUCAGGAAAGGUGGGAACCAAUGGCCACCUCCUCCCUGGGGUUGCCUGGGUUCCCCAUCUCACAUUCCCCUCUGCAAGCCAUCACUGCAUACCCUCCAGCUGACCCUGCUUGGGAAAGAGGAAUGAGGAAGAGUCAAGGUUUGGAGACCCUACCCAGCUGGAGGUGCCCUUGGGCAGGAAGGUAUAUGUGGACAUAGAGUAUACCAGACUUCUCUUCUCCAGCUGUUGACUGCUUGGGUGGGGCUCUGACCAUGAUGAAUGGUUGGAGUCUCCUGACCCCAUGGACCAGCCUCAGAGACCGGGUGUGUCGGGUGUGUGACAUGCAUCACCCACAUAGCAGCCUGGUAUCAUGGGGAUAAGAUAGUGCACUGCUAUUGCAUCUCCUUGGUCCUCUUACACCCACUUCCUCAAGUCUGAAGGCUGGUGGUGAGGAACGAUAUGCCAGACCUGCACUGCUUCUGGCCAGCACCCUCACCCAUCUGUCCCCUAUGGUUAGAGUGGGAAGCCCAUCUUGGUUUGUGCUGGUGUUUGGAAAGUCAAGGCCACUGUCUUCUCUGCUCUGACUAUGGGGUCCUCCCCUGCCUGUCUGGUGCCUACUCUCUUGUACCUGACACUGGACACCCAGACCCUCCUUAUCCACCUCUUACCCAUCUUUCUUUAGGGUCGCUUAGCCCCAUACUCUAUCCAGCACCACAGGAACUUCAUUGUUGGUCUUCCAUGAGAUUUGGGUGUGCACAAAAGCCUUGAAGUAUGGGGAAGACUGUUUUUAUCAAGUUUGUUCCCGGGCCAAGGGGCUGCCAUCCUCACUGAUCCUCCCCAUGGACACUCUAGAAAAAGGAAGCUUCUUUGGAGUGGGGAGGUGAAAACUUCAUCUCAACAUAGGUUUGUUUGAGGGGGGCUUUUUCUUUCUCUUCCUUUUUCCCUUUUUUGUAACAUGUUAGGAGUUAAUGUUGCAAAGAGUAGUUUACAUCUUUACCUUCUGAAGACACUUGAAUUUAGGACCGAUGUAUCUGUGACAAGCAUGCCAGGAGUGGCCAGUGUUACAGGGGCUAGCCACUUUCCACCACCAUCCUCCCAUGGGGAUCCAAGAUCUGAGACACAGAGCAACAGCCUGCCCAGUCCUAUUAACCAUGCACCCUUUGAGAUUAGUCCAUUCAGCAUAAUCCUGGGCACCCCAUGUCAAGACGGUCUGUGUGUCUCAGCCCUGCUAAGGGGUCCAUCCUCUUUUGCCCUCUCCUGAACCUGGGGGCAAAUGCAUCACCAGUGAAGAGGGGCCCUGCUCCUUUGGGAUCUGGACCCAAGCUCAUAUCCAGGUGCUGAGUCCCAAGUCAAAAUUAUUACAUUUUGUUCUGUUGCAUUGUAACUUCUCCCCCACCCCUUUCCUGAUAAUUAAUUUUGGAAAAGAAAGUAAACUGCCCAGAAGACGAAAUAAUGGGAGUGGUUUUCUGCCAGAAGUCUGUGUAGAGUGGUCUGGAUAAUUUGAUACCCUAUUCAGUGUGACCCCAAAGUAUCUCACAUGUGGAGGGACCUGGGGUUUGUCCCCACCCCCCUCCCUUUAGUCAUAUCAGUGACAGCGGCAGAGAAGACCAGAAUGUACAGCCCAUUUCUCACGGGAGAGGAAAACGUGUCAUCUGGCUUUGCGGAGAAGGUUCCUCCUUAUGCUCAUAGUACAUUAUCUUUACCAUGUGCUAGAAUAUCACAUUUAAAAGGACAAAAAAAAAAAAGGAAAAAAUGUAAAAUACUUGAAUGAGCUUGUAUUAUAACAUUAAUAUUAUUGAGAGUAUCUGCUUUCCAGGCUGAAGUGAUUCAUUCAUUAUUCUAGUCCUGCUUUAGUCCUUUGUAAUUUGUGGUAAUUAUGCUUUUCUUUUUAAUACAAAAAAAUGUAUAAAAAUAAAAACUUGAAAAGGCAAAAA
Messenger RNA from Erinaceus europaeus (western European hedgehog), 6929 nucleotides. It is a transcript of the gene LARP1, whose product is annotated as La ribonucleoprotein 1, translational regulator. Gene Ontology annotation, cellular component: cytoplasmic stress granule; cytosol. The coding region runs from base 310 to 3567 and encodes 1085 amino acids. Gene Ontology annotation, biological process: positive regulation of translation; mRNA stabilization. Gene Ontology annotation, molecular function: RNA cap binding. The record is from RefSeq and is a predicted model, not a curated record. The transcript is spliced from 19 exons. NCBI's taxonomy places the organism in Eukaryota, Metazoa, Chordata, Mammalia, Eulipotyphla, Erinaceidae.